AUGGGGAAGACCGGCGAGAGCACGGUGGCCUUGAACUCCCCGACAGAGGUCAAACAAGCGGUGCCCUUUGAGGAACUGGAUCCUGUGGCGCCCCCUGAUGACAAGACGAAGAAGACAGAGGAGCCGCCCGACAGGGGGAGCUGGAAGGGCAAGUUUGAUUUCCUGCUGUCGUGUGUGGGAUACGCCAUCGGAUUAGGAAACGUCUGGAGGUUCCCUUAUCUCUGCGGCAAGAACGGAGGAGGAGCGUUCCUGAUCCCGUACUUCCUGACGCUGGUGUUUGCUGGGAUCCCGCUCUUCUUCCUGGAGACGUCUCUUGGACAGUUCACCUCAGUGGGAGGACUGGGAGUGUGGAGACUCAUGCCUAUGAUGAAAGGUGUCGGCCUGGCUUCAGUCGUUCUGUCCUUCUGGCUCAACAUCUACUACAUCAUCAUAAUAGCCUGGGCGCUCUACUACCUAUUCAACUCCUUCGGUUCGGAGCUGCCGUGGCAAAGUUGUGAUAACCCCUGGAACACGGAGAAUUGUUUUUGUAACUACAGUCUGACAGACACCACCAACCUGACCAGCGCUGUCACCGAGUUCUGGGAGCGUAACAUGCACCAGAUGUCCAGUGGUCUGGAGGAGCCUGGAGAGCUGCGCUGGCCCCUGGUGGGCACUCUGGCUCUGGCCUGGAUCCUCGUCUACUUCUCGAUCUGGAAAGGAGUGGAGUGGACGGGGAAGGUGGUGUAUUUCUCCGCCACUUAUCCCUACUUCAUGCUGUUCAUCCUGUUCUUCCGAGGGGUCACUCUGCCCGGAGCCAUCGACGGAAUCCGCUUCUACAUUACACCGGACUUCAAUAAACUCGUCCGCUCCGAGGUGUGGCUGGACGCCGCGACUCAGAUCUUCUUCUCCUACGGCCUGGGCCUGGGCUCGCUCAUCGCACUGGGGAGCUACAACUCUUUCAACAACGACGUCUACAAGGACUCCCUUAUAGUCUGCUGCGUCAACUCCUGUACGAGCAUGUUCGCUGGAUUUGUCAUCUUUUCCAUCGUAGGCUUCAUGUCCCACAUCACCAAGAAACCCGUGCAGGAAUUAGCAGCGUCAGGUCCAGGUUUGGCGUUUUUGGCGUAUCCUCAGGCCGUCACCCAGCUGCCCAUGUCCUCGCUAUGGGCCAUCCUCUUCUUCUCCAUGCUCAUGAUGCUGGGCCUGGACAGUCAGUUCUGCACAGUUGAAGGCUUCAUCACCGCUCUGAUGGAUGAAUACCCCAUGGUGCUGAGGAAGAGGAAGAAGGUCUUCAUCCUCAUCGUCUGCCUCAUCUCCUUCAUCAUCGGCUUCUCCAACAUCACACAGGGUGGUCUCUACGUGUUCAAGCUGUUUGAUUACUACUCCGCCAGUGGGAUGUGUCUUCUCUUCCUGGUCUUCUUCGAAACCGUCUCCAUAUCCUGGUUUUAUGGAGCUGACAGGUUUUACAAGAACAUUGAAGAAAUGAUCGGCUAUCGGCCGUGUGUCUGGUGGAAGCUUUGCUGGAAGUACUUCACGCCAAUGAUCUGCCUGGGGGUGUUUACCUUCAGCGCCAUCGAGAUGACCCCUCUGACCUUGGGGAAGUAUGUGUACCCGCUGUGGGGCCAAGUGAUUGGCUGGUUCAUGGCGAUGUCGUCUAUGAUCCUGAUCCCAGGCUACGUCAUCUACAUGUUCUGCACCAGCAAGGGCAGCUUCAAACAGCGUUGGCGGAAGAUGACAACUGCCCGGGAGGAUAAAAAGCCAUCGGGGCAUGAGGAAUUUACACACACAGGGAGCGUGGGCGAAGCUUCGGUCUAG
Molecule: messenger RNA, 1794 nt
Organism: Limanda limanda (common dab)
Lineage: Eukaryota; Metazoa; Chordata; Actinopteri; Pleuronectiformes; Pleuronectidae
Product: sodium- and chloride-dependent GABA transporter 1-like
Exons: 14
Coding region: 1-1794 (597 amino acids)
Biological process (GO): neurotransmitter transport; sodium ion transmembrane transport
Cellular component (GO): plasma membrane
Molecular function (GO): gamma-aminobutyric acid:sodium:chloride symporter activity
Source: RefSeq, a predicted model, not a curated record